UCUAUCUACGAAGCUCAAUGUUAAUGUUCGUUAUGAGUGAAUAGAGGAAAGAAAAGGGAUUUUUUUUUCUAUUGAGCCAAAACAGCAACAACAACAAAAAAAAUGAAUUUACUGAUUCGAUCAUUUUACAUUAUCAUUGGUUCCAUAUGGAUUGUUUUGGCACAACAACAACAACAACAACAAGGACAGAAUGCCUGGACACAACAAGGAUCACAAAAUUUGAUACGUAGCUUUUCGAAUACAAAUCAACAACAAACAAAUUUCAAUCAAAAUAGACAAAAUCAUGGUGGUGGUAAUAAUCUUCGACAACAACAACAACAAAAAAAUCAUGGUACAUCAUCAUCAACAAACCGGAAUACAAAUCAAGCUGAACAAUGUAAUCUAAAUUAUCAAUUUGAUUAUUUUGUAUUGGCAAUACAAUGGCCAAAAUCAUUUUGUUUAGAAAAACAACAAUGUAAUCAUACAAUUGCUAGACAACAUCGAUGGUUAAUACAUGGUUUAUGGCCAAAUCAAUAUCCACAACAAGCGAUUGGUAGAAAUCGUCGUGCUGUAAAAUUGAUUGAUAAUCGACAACAACAACAACAGCAACAACGAUCUGGUCAUGAUGAAUUGAAUAAUUUGGCAAAUACAGAAUAUUGUUGUGGUCCAAAAUAUGAUCAAUCAAUAAUGCAUCAAGGAAAUCUUUAUAAUGAAUUAUUGGAAAAAUGGCCAACAUUACAUCCGGGUAGCUAUCAUCAUGGAUUUUGGAAACAUGAAUGGGAAAAACAUGGUACUUGUGCACGUAAUGUACGACCAUUAAAAAAUCAACGAAAAUAUUUUGAAACAAUUCUUGGACUUUAUAAUCGAUUCAAUUUAUCAUCAACCGAAUUUCAAAAUGGUCAAUAUUAUAAUCUAGAUGAUGUACAUCGUAAUCUACGAAAAUAUAUUGGCAAUCAUAAAAUUCGUAUUGAAUGUUCAUUAAUUGAUGAUAAUUUAUCAAUACGUCAAAAACGACAACAACAAAAUCGUAAUCAAGAUCGUAAUCAAAAUCAUCGACAAAUAUCCGUAUUCAGUGAAGUUCAUAUUUGUUUGAAUAAAACAUUACAUCCAAUUGAUUGUAUACGACGUGAUGAUUAUCAAUGUAAAAAAAAUCGAAAUCAAAUUCUUUUUCCUUAGAAUUUUUUCUAGAAUUAAAAUU
Dermatophagoides pteronyssinus (European house dust mite) is the source of this 1177-nucleotide messenger RNA. RefSeq names its product ribonuclease Oy-like. NCBI's taxonomy places the organism in Eukaryota, Metazoa, Arthropoda, Arachnida, Sarcoptiformes, Pyroglyphidae. Gene Ontology annotation, molecular function: RNA binding; ribonuclease T2 activity. Gene Ontology annotation, cellular component: extracellular region. The record is from RefSeq and is a predicted model, not a curated record. Gene Ontology annotation, biological process: RNA catabolic process.